AAGCAAAAAAUUAAAUUAUAAAGCUAAAUUUAAAAAAAUAAAAAUGAAUAUGAAUUGGGAUAUGUUUGACGGUCUACCAGAUGAUUACGUUUCGAAUAAUAAAAUGACAGAAUAAGAAUGGGAAGAUACAACUAAUUAUUUAAAAAACCAUCCUUUAUUUCUGAAAUAAAUCCCUGAAAAUAUAGAAAAUAAUCCAGAUUUAGUUGCUUUAUAAAAUCUAAUAUAUGAUGAUGAACCUGAAAAUAUAGCUAAAAAUUGCAAAGUAAAAUAAAAAAAUACAUAAAAAACAACAACAAAAAAAUAAAAGGAAAGAGGAAACGAUAUAUUCAAAAAAGGUACAGGAAAAAGAUACUUUAUAAAAGAAGCCUUAAAAACAUAUACCGAAGGAAUCGAUGCAUAAGGAAAAGAUAAAGAAAUAAACGCAAUUUUAUAUAACAAUAGAGCUUUAAUGAAUAUAUAAUUGAAAAAUUUUGGAAAAGCUAUUGAUGAUUGUAAAUAGGCAAUUUUAUAAGUUCCAUAUUUUACAAAAGCAUAUUAUAGAAAAGCUUAAGUUGAAUAAAAAUUAAGAAAAUAUUAAGACUGUAUAGAAACUUUAAAAUAAGGACUUGUUUUUGACAAAAAUAAUAAGGAAAUGAUUAACUUAUAAAAAUAAGUUGAAUAAUAACUAGAUGAAGAAGAAAAGAAAAAAAUUUAAACUAUAGAUUAAAAAAAAAUAUAAGUGGAAGAUAUCUACUCAUUAUGUUUAAAAAAAAAUAUUGUUUUAGGUAAAAAAGUCAUGGAUUUUCCCGAAACUUGUAAA
Ichthyophthirius multifiliis is the source of this 799-nucleotide messenger RNA. RefSeq names its product tetratricopeptide repeat protein. Lineage: Eukaryota; Ciliophora; Oligohymenophorea; Hymenostomatida. Gene Ontology annotation, molecular function: protein binding. The record is from RefSeq and is a predicted model, not a curated record. The annotation marks the transcript as partial. The transcript has 2 exons.